Molecule: messenger RNA, 3306 nt
Organism: Varanus komodoensis (Komodo dragon)
Lineage: Eukaryota; Metazoa; Chordata; Lepidosauria; Squamata; Varanidae
Gene: DLL3
Product: delta like canonical Notch ligand 3
Exons: 11
Coding region: 1-3306 (1101 amino acids)
Biological process (GO): Notch signaling pathway; establishment or maintenance of epithelial cell apical/basal polarity; multicellular organism development
Cellular component (GO): protein-containing complex; plasma membrane
Molecular function (GO): calcium ion binding
Source: RefSeq, a predicted model, not a curated record
AUGGCCCCCGCGCGCCUCGCCGCCGCCGCCGCCGCGCUCGCCCUGCUCUGCGCCCAGCUGGUGAGUGCGCGGCGGACGCGCGGCCGGCGCUGCCCCCGCUCUGCGCCGCUGCUUGGCCGGUCGGAACGCGUGCGGGGGUUUCGCGGCGCGGCCGGGGCGGGACUCUCGGACCGGGUCGCCGUGGGGGACCAGCGCGCCUCGCUGACACGGACCUCCCCCGACGGGGAGACUGGGCAUCGGAAUGGCGCGGGCAGCUCCGUGCGAGCCAGCGCAAAUGGAUGCCUGCUGGGGCGGAAGGGCCCACAUUCGACUGCAGCAGAUGGGAAGGAUCCAGGCGGGGUCUUGGGGGAUGGGGUGGAAAUGUUGGGGCAGAUCCAGGCUCGGUGUGAGGAGGAAAGCAGGCACCAGGCGGCUCUUUUGCGCAAUCCGGUGCUGCUGCGCUCGGAAUAUUGUGCAAGGAGUCAGCAGGUCAUGCUUCCUGACAACACGGGAACGGACGUUCUCACGGGCUUGUGCCGUGGCAGCAAGUUGCUGCUGACAGCCCAAGGGCUCUUGGAAAUGUCGGCACGUGUCGAUAUGCCGGAAGCCAGCGGUGGCUCUGAAGCGCCCCUGGUGAUCAGGUCUGGGUUUUGGGAGCAGGCCCAGCAGGGCAAGGUGGUUUCGAGAGCCCAAGCAGCGGAGUGGUCCGAAGGGGCCUUCGGGGCAGCCCUCCUGGCUCCCAGCCACGGGGCUGCGAUCGCUGAGCUCGCACCGGCGGUGGCAGCUUCCUUUGCACCUGCCGACCGGACACAAGCCUCCCGCAAUGCUCAGGACGAGCGUGGCAGGACCACUUUCUGUCUGCAUGCUGAGCCGGCGGGCGUGUUCGAGCUUCAGGUGCACUCCUUCACCUCAAGCAGUCCCCAGGGCCUGUGCCGGGACGCUCCCCCCUGCCGCCUCUUCUUCCGCGUCUGCCUCAAGCAUGCCCAGGCCGUGGUGUCGCCAGAGCCCCCCUGCACCUUCGGGGCAGCCCUGAGCGACGUCAUCCCUGCCGGCCGGAGCGCCGUGGCCACCAGCCGGCCCAUCCGCGUCCCUUUCCACUUCAAGUGGCCGGGCACCUUCUCCCUCAUUAUCGAGUCUUGGCGGGCCGAGUCGGGAGAGCCGUCCACCGAGGACGCCCAGAAGCUGAUCAGCCGCCUGGCCACCCGCCGCCGCCUGGCCGUGGGCGAGGACUGGUCCCAGGACGUGCAGCUGGGGGACCAGAGCGAGCUGCGGUACUCCUACCACGUCACCUGUGACGAGCACUACUACGGGGAGAGCUGCUCCGACUACUGCCGCCCGCGGGACGACACCUUUGGCCACUAUGCCUGCGACGAGCUGGGCAGCCGGAUCUGCCUGGCCGGGUGGCAGGGCGAGUACUGCUCCGAGCCGAUCUGCCUGCCCGGCUGCAGCCCCCGGCACGGCCACUGCGAGAAGCCCGGCGAGUGCCAGUGCCGCCUCGGCUGGCAGGGCCGCCUGUGCGACGAGUGCGUGCGCUACCCCGGCUGCUUGCACGGCGCCUGCGCGCAGCCCUGGCAGUGCCACUGCCGCGAGGGCUGGGGGGGGCUCUUCUGCAGCCAGGACCUGAACUACUGCACCCACCACCGGCCCUGCAAGAACGGCGCCACCUGCACCAACACCGGCCAGGGCAGCUUCACCUGCAGCUGCCGGGCCGGCUUCACGGGCACCAGCUGCGAGGUCGAGGCCAACGAGUGCGACAGCCACCCCUGCAAGAACGGCGGCAGCUGCAGCGACCUGGAGAAUGAGUACAGGUGCACCUGCCCUCAAGGUUUUUACGGCAAGAACUGCGAGGUCAGCGCCAUGACCUGCGCUGACGGGCCGUGCUUCAACGGCGGGACCUGUGAGGAGAAACACCUGGGCAGGUACACCUGCCGCUGCCCGGUGAGCUACCAUGGCUCCAAUUGCGAGAAAAAGAUCGACCGGUGCAGCAGCAACCCCUGUCUGAACGGUGGCCACUGCCUGGACCUGGGCCGCAGCGGGAUCUGCAGGUGCCGCCCGGGCUUUGCGGGCCCCCACUGCGAGCUGAACCUGGACGACUGUGCCGGCGGCCCCUGCGCCCACGGGGGCACCUGCGUCGACGGCCCCAACAGCUACACCUGCUCCUGCACGCUGGGCUACGGCGGCAAGGACUGCAGCGCCCGCGUGGAUGCCUGCAGCUCCGGCCCCUGCCGGAACGGCGGCACCUGCUACACCCACUUCUCGGGCCACGUCUGCGAGUGCCCGGCCGGCUACAUGGGCUCCAGCUGCGAGUUCCGGGUGCAGGUCCCCGCGCCCGUCGGCAGCCAGCGGGUGGCCGAGGGCCCCUUCCCCGCCGCCCUGGCGGUCUCCUUCGCCCUGGGGCUCGCGACGCUGGGGCUGGCCGCCUGCGCCGCCGCGGCCCUGCUCCGGCACCUGCGGCGGGGCCACAAGGCCGCCAAGGGCAGCGUGCGCAACGACCUGGCCAGCAUCAACAACUUCAAGGAGAGGGACGGCUUCCCCGCGUCCCCCGGGUGCUUCAAGGUGCCCAACAAAGAUGCCCGGCUCGGGGGCGACCGGUUCCACUGCAAGAGGAAGCUGCUGGAUCAGAGCCGUGAGUCCGUCUGCAAGAAGCCGGAGAACGGAAGAUUGGAGCCGCUGCGAUCCGCUGUCCCCGCUGGAUAUCCCAAAGAAGGCACGUACCACCCCAUCUUCACCAUCCCAGGCCAGACGGAGCAGUGCGUUUAUGCGACGGAGGCUGCAGCUCCGGAGGGGCAGGGGCUGUGGGAUGGAGCGCCAGCCAGCCAGCCGCUCUGCUCCUCAGCCUUCCAGGCCUGUUACGGGACCGUUCCACGUCACACUUGCCACGGGGCUCCUGGCCACGGCUGUGGCGCUCAGCAGGAUUGGCCACGCAGCCCGGAGUCUCCUUCGCAGGAAGACGCAAACCUCGCAGGAUACCCUGCCUGGAAGGACUGGCUCUUGCCUGCCCACCACGGGCCACAGACGCCCACCGUGUGUCCCAGAGUCCUGGGAAACCUUUCCAAGGUGCAGACAGGCAGGCGAGCCUCCCCCAGGUCAGCCCCGGGGGGCCUGCAAGGCGCCGAGUGGCAGGAGCUCGGGCGCACCGUCUGCGGCUCACAGGCGGACGCGGCUGCUGCGGGCGGCGGGGGAGCCUCUGCCCCUGCGCAGGGCCCUGCCUGCGGGCUCCUGCAGAGGGGCCCCCGGCCCGUGCCCUGCAUGCAGCCCCCGUGCUCCCGAGUCGAGCGCUUGCACAGGGCAAUCAAGAGGGUGGCGGGUAGGAGGGUUUUGAUGUGA